This is a messenger RNA of Amblyraja radiata (thorny skate), 4179 nucleotides long. RefSeq names its product t-complex 11, testis-specific-like 2 (gene tcp11l2). The coding region runs from base 553 to 2106 and encodes 517 amino acids. The transcript has 10 exons. Lineage: Eukaryota; Metazoa; Chordata; Chondrichthyes; Rajiformes; Rajidae. The record is from RefSeq and is a predicted model, not a curated record. Gene Ontology annotation, biological process: signal transduction.
AAUGUAACGUUUUAACAGCGCGUCAUGUCCGUAAACAAACAGGCAGAGCUCACAACCUCUUGUACCGCGGGAGAGGGGGGGAAAUUGCUGCACAACAACUGCUCUGUCCGGAAAGAAGACGGUGUUCGCGGGAAUGAUGCAUCGGUUUACGCAAUGUAAAACCAAUACAAGUGACCGACGGACCUUCUAGCCGCGUGGUGACAUUGAACAUGCGGAGACGGAAUACGGAAUGACUGGCAGCCUCCCUGCGAGCGGGGUGGACACGUCGGCUCCCGGGCUGUUGAUAAAUAGCAGUGCGGCCGCUGCCCCUCCAGCUGCUGGCGGAGCCCUUUAACUGUGUGUGACAGCCGCAGCUCAAGCCUGCUGGUGUACAAACCCGCUGCAUCCAACCCAGCAUCGGCCCGGCGCUGCUGAACUCCGACAACAACAUUAUUCUCCCGCUACCUCCAGACUCUGUAGCCUCGAAGGGUCUAUGCAUGGGCUGCCCUUUUUGGAUUGCUCGAAAAAUAAAAAAUAAACAUUCGGGCCAGGAGCUAGCUCAUAAGAGAGAAGAUGCCUUUCAGUAAUGAGAAACAUUCCUUGAAUGAUGAAUCAUUGAACAGUGAUGCUGAAUCUUGUGAGCGGUCAGAUAGUGUCAAUUCUUCCAGUGACUAUGAAAAUGCUCGACAAAGCUUCAGCAGUGAUUCUUCCAGCAAGCCAAGCUCACCAGCCUCAAGCCCUCCUAAAAUGGUUUCUUUUGAUGAUCUAAUAGAAACUGCAAAUGGAUUGUCAAAAUUGACUCUCGCUCAUGAAAUAGUUAUGAACAGCAACUUUCAAAUGAAAUCAAUUGAUCUUCCUCCACAAAGUUUACAGAGGAGAGUAAAAGAAAUAGUUCACAGAGCAUUCUGGGAUUGCUUGGAGGCUCAGCUGAACAAGGACCCCCCUGAAUAUGAUCAUGCCCUCUUGCUUUUGGGAGAAAUUAAAGAGAUACUACUAUCAUUUUUGAUACCUGGCCAAAAUAGACUUCGAAACCAGAUCUCUGAGGUCCUUGAUUUGGAUCUAAUUCAACAACAGGCUGAACACAAUGCUAUUGAUAUUCAUAAACUGGCUGACUAUAUAAUCACACUAAUGGGCAAGUUUUGCGCCCCAGUUCGGGAUGAUGAAGUCAAAAAAUUAAAAUCACUUUCAGAAAUAGUGCCACUGUUCAGAGAGAUAUUUCAUGUCCUUGAUUUGAUGACUAUGGAUAUGGUCAACUUCACCAUUCAAUAUAUUCGGCCGCACGUCCAACAAUGUUCUGUAGACUAUGAACGAAGCAAAUUUCAGGAUUUUCUCAACAAACAGCCCAAUGCCCUUGAUCACACAAUUCAGUGGCUAAAGGAAUCUAUUGCCGAAGUUGCAGCAUUGUGGCCCUCAGAGCCAUCAUCCUCUGGCACCAAUGGAAGUUCCAGUCUUUCUCUGAGCCCAUCUUCUGUAUUAAACAAUGGUUAUUUGAAAUUGUUGCAGUGGAACUACAACAGUAAGCCAGUACCUGAGACUCUUUUGACUGAUCAAUCACGUCUCCAAAAACUCCAGCAAAGACUUAACGAGCAAAGACUUGUAGCGUAUCUAAUGCUGAUCAUCUGCAACAUUGGGGGAGCAACUCUCUCAAGCCUACCAGACUUCUGUGACAAAGUAAAGCGAGUUAUAAUGGUCCUACUUGAAGGCAUGAAUGACAAAAAUUUCAACUUAGAAGAAACACUUAAAACCAUAAGUGUAAAGGUCUGUUCUGAGAUAAGCCAAGCCUUAGUUGAAUGUGGUUACCCUGAGCUUAAUAAUGAAAAUCAAGGGAACCUCACAGGACAAAUUUGCAACAUAAAGGAGGAGGGAAAUCCUGUCCGCACCUUAAUGAAUAACCGGAUUGAGCUAUACAUGAAAAACAUGCUCAGUGUAGAGAAUCAGCAGAAGUCUAUACCUGUCCCGGGAGGUCUGGAACCCAUUCAAGCUGAACUGGAAGAGAUUGGAUCCCAGUAUGUCUGUAUUGUUAAAUACAACAGGCAGGUGUAUGGGCCAUUUUACUCAGGCAUUCUGCGAAAAUUACUGUUCAGUAAUCUUACAACAACCGGCACAACGUCAUCAGAUUCUCCUUGAAAGGGGAAGGUUAAUAAAAGGGAGCACGCCUGUUUGGUUUGUAGUGUUUUGUAUUGCACCGUUGACUGUAUUGAAUGGUGUUAUCGGCAUAUUACUUAAAUAUAUUUGGCUAAUUGCAUAUAUAUAUAUAACAUUUAGUAUUCUUUCUCAAAGUCACCAAAUUAUAUAAAUUUAUAUAAUAAAAUCACUUGAACCCUAAAUUUAUACAUUUUGUUUGUAAGUCUGACCUUGUAGAGAUUGUUUAAAUUGGCAUCACUUUUAACUCAUACCCUGAUCAUCAAGCUGUUUAGUAUUUUUCUAUUAAGUAUUUAAGAUUCAAAACCUCUUUUUGGUAAGUACAUUAAUACUCGUGUGAUGCCCAUGGCAAUAUGGUGGUUGUAAAAACUGAAAAUAAGCAUCACUUUAGACAGUGACACGAAACAAAUCGGAUGGAAUCGGUUUUAAUUAUGAGGAUGAACCAGACUGGUUGCGACCUUAGUUUACACAAGAAUAAGAGUAAAUAUAUCUUAAUUGUAUUGAUACUGAGAAGAAUCUAUGUUAAGAUAACUUUGGAGUCUAAGAAAAUUCUUAGAGUUGUUUUCUGCACUCACCUUCAAAAUGUUUUACCAUUUUUGUGAUCCUCUGUAAAUUGCUGAUUCCAUUUCAGGAAACCAUGAAAUCAAACGAUUGAGAAAUUAUUGAUAUGCUUUUAAAUAAUAUUUAGUCUAUUCCUACAAGAACAGUAAAAUGGAUGUCUCCAUUGUACUGUUUAACGUCCUUCAGUUAGAUUCCUCUUUGAUUACUAUUGAAAUGGCUCAUAUCAAAGUCAUGUGAUGACAACAAUGCAAAUUUAUAAAGCAAGUUUACUAUAAUAAAAUACACCAGGACUCUUGACAAAAAAAACCUAUCAAAUAAAAUUUGACAUUGAUUGCAUGGAAGAUAUUGGAAGGCUUUAUCAAAGGUGUCUUUUAUACUAUGUUAAAUGGAGAAGAAUUUGAAAAUGACAAUUUUAAGAACUAAAGUGUGGCUUUAUCAGAACCCAUGGCAGGUCAGCAAUCUCACGUGAGAAAGUUAAUGUUAAUCUCCCUCUUCCCUCGUCCUUACAAAACUACUUUGAGACACCCGUAUACUACUACAACAGAAGUUCCUCAUCAGACCUCGUCACCGAUGUCUUUUUUUCCCCCUUUUGUGACAUUCCAUAAUUUUUUUCCCCAAACAUUUGAUUACUGGCCUUAAUAUCUGUGAGUGAUUUAGUAUCAUUCUUUUUCUGUUUUUUUAAUUUUGGGUUUAAUGUUAUGUCAUCAGCAGCUCACUUACCUGGGUUUUUUUGCAAGUAUUUUAUGACCAUUUGAAACGUGAAAGUAGUUUCAACAUAAAAAGUGGUGCUAAUUGUUAGAUGUAAUUGGUUUGGGUUCAUUGUAUAUACUUUUAUUCUGCAUAGAAUGGUUUCUAGUUUAAACUUCAUGGAAGAGGGAGGGUAUGUAAUCCAAUUGCAUGUAUUUCAUUUUCAUAAUUUCAGUAGGUUGGAGCAUGGUUCUUUAAUUUGUUAAACACGAGACCUAGAACUGUAUUUUGUACAUGUGUAUCUUGACAUUUACAUUGUAGGCCUACUGACGUGUACUGGAGUCAAGUUUAAUGUUAAUUGACGAAUAGUAAUAUUUAAAUCAAAAUAAUUAUUUUGUAAUUUUAAAGUAGCAGGUUUGUAAGCCGGUAAUUUUCUAGCUUUAGAUAUUGAAAUAUUGAAUUGAACAAGAUUUGGAAGAAUACUUUUCUGCUAUUCACCUGUGGCUUUUCUUGGGUAACUUUCCCAAAAAGUGCACAAUGUGUGUGUGUGUGUGUGUGUGUGCUUUGCACCUCUACAUACAUGCCACUCAAUUCAUUGAAUAAGUGUGCUUUACAUGUGGAGAGAGUUUUGUGUUUUGCAAGUUAAAAUCAUUUUAGAAGUCAUUUAAGUUUGUACUGGCCAGAUUUUCAGCUCUACUGUUCAGAAAUUAAGCAGUAACAUUAUGGAAUAUCUAUCUAUGCUAUUUCUAACAGUCUCAUCUUGACCACUUCCUGUCUACAUUGUAAAUAAAUUUUAGAAAAAAACGCUAC